Molecule: messenger RNA, 3398 nt
Organism: Bubalus bubalis (water buffalo)
Lineage: Eukaryota; Metazoa; Chordata; Mammalia; Artiodactyla; Bovidae
Gene: SGPP1
Product: sphingosine-1-phosphate phosphatase 1
Exons: 3
Coding region: 172-1509 (445 amino acids)
Biological process (GO): phospholipid dephosphorylation; sphingosine metabolic process
Cellular component (GO): endoplasmic reticulum membrane
Molecular function (GO): sphingosine-1-phosphate phosphatase activity
Source: RefSeq, a predicted model, not a curated record
CUGCGGCCUGUGGCGCCGUCACCCGGCAGAACCCAGCUGUUGGCGGGAGGCGCCGCUCGCCUUGCAGUUGCUGCUGCUGUAGGCGCGCCGAGACGGAUCCGGGCUGCGCCGGGGGCCGGCCCACCCUCGCGCCGCCGUCCUUAGUCCCGCGGGCCGCGCGGUUCCGUUAUCAUGUCGGUGGGGCACUGGCUGGCCCAGCUGAUGAACAGUUUGCAGGACCCGCAGAAAGUGGCCCGUUUCCAGCAGCUGUGCGGGGUGGAAGCACUGGCGAGCUGCACAGCCGCGGCCGCCGCCGACCCGAGGGAGGAUGAGAAAGCGGAGGCGCACCUCGCCGGAGAAUCCCGGCGCAGAGAGCGGCAGCCGGGGCAGUCCGGAGGCCCUCCGCCGCCCGGGAGCGACCGCAAUCAGUGCCCGGCCAAGCUGGGCGACGGCGGCGCCCCCAACGGCGUGCGGAACGGGCGGGCGACCGAGGUGGGCCCAGCCUCGCCGCGGCGCGCGGGGCUUCUGCGCCGCAACUCGCUGACGGGCGAGGAGGGCCAGUUGGCCCACGUGAGUAACUGGCCUCUCCACUACCUGUUCUGCUUCGGCACGGAGCUGGGCAACGAACUCUUUUACAUACUGUUCUUCCCCUUCUGGAUCUGGAACCUGGACGCCUUGGUGGGCCGGAGGCUCGUGGUCAUCUGGGUGCUGGUCAUGUACCUGGGCCAGUGCACCAAGGACAUCAUCCGCUGGCCGCGGCCCGCUUCGCCACCCGUGGUCAAGUUGGAGGUUUUCUACAACUCUGAGUACAGCAUGCCCUCCACCCAUGCCAUGUCCGGUACCGCCAUCCCCAUCUCCAUGAUCCUCCUCACCUAUGGCCGCUGGCAGUAUCCUCUCACCUAUGGACUGAUUCUUAUUCCCUGCUGGUGUUCUCUAGUUUGCAUAAGUAGAAUUUACAUGGGAAUGCACUCCAUUCUGGAUGUUAUUGCUGGAUUCCUAUAUACCAUUUUAAUCUUGGUUAUCUUCUAUCCAUUUGUGGAUGUGAUUGACAACUUCAACCAAACUCACAGAUAUGCUCCAUUAAUCAUCAUCGGGCUUCAUUUAGCCUUGGGGAUCUUUUCUUUCACUCUGGACACCUGGAGUACAUCCAGGGGAGACACAGCUGAGAUUCUGGGAAGUGGUGCAGGGAUUGCAUGUGGAUCUCAUUUUACCUAUAAAAUGGGUCUACUCUUAGAUCCUCCUCUGGAUAUAUUACCUUUAGUUAGGCACCCCAUUUCAAUGACUCUGUUUGGAAAAGCCAUAUUGCGGAUAUUCAUAGGGAUGUUAUUUGUACUAGUGGUCAGAGAUAUAAUGAAAAGGAUCACUAUUCCUUUAGCCUGUAAAAUCUUCAGUAUACCUUGUGAUGAUAUUCGAAAAGCAAGACAGCACAUGGAAGUUGAACUUCCUUAUCGGUAUAUUACCUAUGGAAUGGUUGGUUUCUCUAUCACAUUUUUGGUUCCUUACAUAUUUUUCUUUAUUGGUAUCUCUUGAUGGAAAAAUACUGUUUAUGAUAAGAAAGGAGGGUAUCAGUUACUGAUAUCUAAAAACCAUAUUCUAGUUAAAAGCCAAAUCAGAGUUAGGCUUUUGCAGGAAUUUAACUUAAAUAAUUAUUUAAGUAAAUUCUUAAGAGUCAGUGCAUUUUAUCACUGCACAUCCAGUUAUUGUUUUAGGUGAGCUGAGCUAUUACAACAUUGAGAAAAUGAUAAAUACCAUUUGGAAUGUUCAUGUAAUAUUUGGAGAGUUUUGUGGUGUUACAGAUUCAAGUUAUAUAAUAUAUAUUAAGGAACAUAAUAUAAAAUUAUGUAUCUAAUAUAUAUUAUAUAUAAAAUAAUAUACCUAAGUUUUUUUGAACCAUGGGGGUGUAUUAUAAAAUCAAUAAUAAUAUGCAAACAGUUGUGCCUGUGUAUUUGGAUUUAAUACAGGUAUGUUAUUAACUGAUAAAUUUAAUUUUAAUUUACAAUGGGAACCAUUUCCUAAUCUAAUUGUGUAAUUACUAGACCAGAAUUCAUGUUACCACAUGUUAAUUUACUGCCUCUUUUUACACUGCCAUCAUCUUUCAUGUUAUCCAUGAUGUUGAACAUAGGAGGCAUUUUUAAUGGACCAAAUUUUCUGAAAAAUUAGUUUUUGAAUUCCUUUUUUUUUUGUUUUCCAGUUUUGUGCACUGUGUUGAAUGUAUUUUAUUUGCAGUUGUUCUGGACAUUAGUUUAAUGUCAGGUACUGAAUUUUAUUGCUUGCUAAUUGUGCCUUUCUGUUGCGGAAUUAAGAAAUGCCAUGUAUACUGUGAUAUAAAAAUAAGGCUAACUUUAUCUUAAGUUACAUAUAAUCAGACAAAUAUUUUUAAAAAUAUCUGUCAAGCUAACAGGGCUAGAAGUAAACCACCUUCAAUUCUUGAGCCUUUGUUUAGAAAGAAACGUGGAACGGGCUAAAUUUUCUCACUAAUUUAUUGGGAACCUAAAUGGAUAAAUAUUCCAUUUUUAUAGGUAUUUUUCUGUGCAUUGUAAGUUAUAGGAACAAGAUAUAUUUUUUGUACAUUGUCUUGAUCGUUUAUACUACAGGUAGAUAAUUCCAAUGAAUGGAAAUGUAAUUGAACUUUAUAGAUGGGACAAUGCACAUGUUUCAUAUAUAAACAAACCAUUUUUCUAAAUUAUUUGGAAGGGAUUGGAUUUAGCAGUGUUAACUUUUAAUACCCAGUUAGUAGCUACUUAAUGGUAAAUUAUAAAAUUUAAAAGUAUCAGAAUUUUAGAUCUUAUUUUUUUCAACCUUUUAUUAUUUUCACAGUGGAAAAUUUGAGUAUAAAUAUUAAACUAUUCUUUAUUGUGUCCGUGCCUUUAUAUUUUGAAGUGUAAUUGUAAUUAGGUUAACAUUAAAUUUAUUUGUAUUAAGUUUUUCAUAAAGAGAAUUAACUUUCCAUGUAAAUGAGCAUCGGGUAUGGAAUUACUGACUUAGUGCAAUAUCUGUCUGAUUAUCCAGAGAUAUCAACUUAAGAUGUUUCUAUUUUGGGCAACAUAACUAUUUGAGCUCAUAUUUUUAUAACUCAGAUUGAGAAUUUAAAGACAUGGUAAUUUUUGACAAUAGUGCAUCUGAUAAUUGUAAGUAAAGUAACUAAAUUUACAGCCUUUACCUAUUAGUUAACAGAAAACGAAGGCACUUAGAAACAUACUGGUACGUUGGAAAAUGCGCAAAGAACUUUUCUUUCAAAAUGUGUUUACUGAAUUGUAUUUUAGGGACUAUUUCCUAUAAUUUGGGUCUAUGCUAUCUUAUUAAUUUUUAUAUCUAGCUUAAAAGUAUUUGAAAAUAUUCCAUUUCUUUGUGAUUUAUUAUUUUCUGUCCUAUGGUAGUUCCAUGCUAAAUGUAUUUUAAAAUAAAAGCCAAAUUCAAGA